Messenger RNA from Adineta steineri, 3153 nucleotides. Lineage: Eukaryota; Metazoa; Rotifera; Eurotatoria; Adinetida; Adinetidae. The record is from the annotation of a GenBank genome assembly.
AUGCUGAUAAAAUCAUUUUUAAUUAAUUUAAUCUUACUUCUUUUGUUCAUAAUUCAUGUCAUCACUAGUCUAGAACAAUGUAAUUCACAAGAAUCAUGUUCAUCAUGUUUAUCAUUAUCAAAUCAAUGUGCUUGGUGUUCUCAGAAUUCAUCGGAUAUGUCAACACGUAAUGGUUCUUUUUUUCAUUGUGACACAAUUGAUAAUUUACAAUUGACAUGUCCAGAUCAUUUAGUAUCAUUUAAAAGUUAUCAUUAUGUUUUACAAAAUGAUUCACUUUCAAAUGCAAUUACGAAUACAUCACAAGCUGUUCAAUUAUCUCCUCAAGCUGUUCAUGUUAUAUUACGAAUAAAUGAUUCAGAAAAAAUUCCAAUACGUUUUCGUCAAGCAGAAGAUUAUCCAGUUGAUUUAUAUUUUCUCAUGGAUUUAUCACAUUCUAUGCUUGAUGAUAAAGAAAAAUUAAGUUAUUUAGGACGAAUAUUAGCAACACAAAUGCAAUCAAUAACAAAAAAUUUUCGUCUUGGUUUUGGUUCAUUUGUUGAUAAAAAUGUUCCACCAUUUGUACAACCAGCACCAAAUACAGUUGAACGUCCAUGUCCAACUAGUUAUAAUGGACCCUGUGUUAAAGCUUAUGGAUUUAAACAUCAUAUGAAAUUAUCAGAUGAUGUUGCGGAAUUUGAGUAUCAAGUACGAGAAGCACCCGUUUCCGGAAAUAUUGAUGCACCUGAAGGUGGACUUGAUGCUGUUAUGCAAGCUAUUGUUUGUGAUGAUAUUAUUGGUUGGAGAAAUGAUUCUCGAAAAUUAAUUGUUUUUUCAACAGAUGCUGGUUUUCAUUAUGCAGGCGAUGGAAGAUUGGCAGGUAUUAUUGAACCAAAUGAUGGUGAAUGUCAUAUGACGAAUAAUGAAUAUACACAUAGUGAUAAACAAGAUUAUCCAUCUAUUGGUCAAAUAAGCGCGAAAUUAAGUGAAAAAAAUGUGAAUAUUAUAUUUGCUGUGACACAAUCUCAAUUAGCUCUCUAUCAAACACUUACGGAAUUAAUCGAUGGUGCUGUUGUUGGUGAAUUAAAACAAGAUUCUAGUAAUAUUGUUAAUUUAAUUAGUCAAAAUUAUCGAAAAAUUUCAUCAUCGAUCAUGAUGAUGGUUUCUAAUGAUUUACCUGAUGGUUUGACAGUUAAAUUUACACCUGAUUGUCAAGAAAAUAAACGAAAUAAACCAGAAUGUACAGUUAAUGUUGGUGGUGUUCUUAAUUUUGAAGUUGAAAUACUUGCAACAAAAUGUAUAAAUAAUGGUGCACCAACAACAUUUUCAAUCUAUACUCAUGGAUUAAAUGAUAAAAUACGUAUAACAUUUCAAACAAAUUGUUCAUGUCCAUGUUCAAAAGUUCCACGUCAAGCAAAUGGUCCACAAUGUUCAAAUCAUGGUAUAUAUGAAUGUGGAGUUUGUGCAUGUGAAAAGGGUUUCUAUGGACGAGAAUGUGAAUGUGAUAAACAUUCAACAAAUGCUGAUGAAAAACGUAAACAAUGUAUAAAACCGGGAACAUCAGAUAUUUGUUCUGGACGCGGACAAUGUACUUGUGGAAGAUGUGCCUGUGAAUCAGCAACAACACUUGGAACGGAUCAACGUAUAUAUGGAGAUUAUUGUGAAUGUGAUGAUUUUUCAUGUCCAAGAAAGAAUGAUCUUAUUUGUUCGGGAGCUGAUCAUGGUAUAUGUACUUGUGAUAAACGAUGUAAAUGUAAAGAAGGUUGGACAGGAGAUGAUUGUUCAUGUACAACAAAAACGGAUACUUGUCGUGUGAAUAAUACUAUUUGUAAUAAUCAAGGUGUAUGUGAAUGUGGUCGAUGUAAAUGUAAUAAAGAUUCUGGAUAUCUGGGACCAACAUGCGAAGACUGUCCUACAUGUGAACAUCGUUGUGCUGCUACUAAAGAUUGUGUUCUUUGUAAAGUAUUUCAAAGUGGAUCAUUAACAGACGAACAAUGUGACCAAUGUCCAUAUCGCUUUGAAACUAUUGACGAUGCUCGAAAAGAUCGUUAUCAUCGUUUAUGUCAAUUUGAUGAUGAACAAGAUCAAUGUCGAUUUUUUUAUACAUAUCAUAAUGAAAAAGAUCAACUUGUUUUACGAGUUCAAAAAACUAAAAGUUGUCGACGUAUAUUAUCUGUUCGUUCAACAAUAAUAAUUAUUGUUUCAAGUAUAUUAGCAUUUGGUUUAUUUUGUUUAAUGGUAUGGCGUAUGUUAGCUACAUUACAUGAUCGAAGAGAAUUUGCUAAAUUUGAACAAGAACGUGAAAAAGCAAAAUGGGAAACAGAUGUAAAUCCACUUUAUCGCCAAGCAACUGUCAAAUAUCAAAAUCCGACUUAUCGUGGCUACAAAGUAGCUGCUGCCUUAGAUAGCAAUCAAUUGGUUACUUUUCUUUUUUAUGAAAUGCGUCUGAUGGAUCAUCAUGAUAAUCCGCAAAUUGUCAAACGAGACAAUAGUAAUCAUUCAAGUCCAAUACCAACACCAUCACCACCACCAAAUAAUCUACGUGUGAAUAGUAUUGUACGUUUAACAACGAUAUUUGAUGAUACACGUGUUGGAAAAGUUGUUGCAUUUGAUAAUGGAUCAAAUUUGGUUACAUUACAUAUGAAAGGUUCAAAACCAGGUUUAACAUCUAUUGCAGUUAUUAAUCUUAUUCAUUGUCGAGAAUGGACUGUUGUACAAGAACCAACGGAUGAAACACUUGAACCACUUUAUCCAAUUGAUAUAAAUAAAUUGAAAAAACGUCAAACAGAAAAUGAAGGUGAAAAAAGAAAAGAAGCAUUGUUUGUUAAUUUAAAAGCUAGUCGAACUGGUCAAGCACUAUUUCGAGAUAUAAAAAAGACGAUGAAUCAAGUUAUUCGUUGGUCAAAUAAUGAUAUUCUUAUUAAUAAUACUGUUCGAAUUGUUGAUCCAUAUCGUGCAGAACAUGUUUCUAUUGAUGCUCCACCACAAUCAGCUAAUACAACAGUUUCUAAAACAUCAGCCAAAGGAGAUAAUGAUACAAAAACACAUAUUAUUAAAUUGGUAGAUAAAUUUUGGUUAGACCAAGCAAAACUAUCAUCGAAUACGGAUUCAAAUUCGUCUACACGAAAUAAAUCAGACAAUUCAAAUAAACAAGUAGAUUCAACAUCAACAGCUUGA